CUAAUAAAGCAGGAAGUUGGAACAACUUUCACCAUAAAAUUUCACAACACAUUAUUGCAAUACGGUCUCACAUAUAACGCUGUAUCCAGAAGCAGUGUGGGUAACGUUAGACUAAAAAAUGGCCACAUUAAAGUCAUGCAGUGCUCUGGUCACAGGAGCCAACCGGGGAUUGGGUUUGGAAAUGGUUAAGCAACUUCUAGAAGCCCACUGCUCGAAAAUAUUUGCUGGAUGUCGGGACCCAGACGGGCCAAAUUCUGAGUCACUGAGAGAACUGGCCAGUAAACAUCCGAGUAUUUUGACUAUUGUGCGUCUAGAUGUCACUGAUGCACGCAGUAUCAAAGAGUCCGCCGAGAAAGUGUCGUCUUUACUGGGGAAUAGCGGCUUAAAUCUGCUGGUGAAUAAUGCAGCCGUGCUGAAACAAAAAAGCAUGCUGACCGCCACAGUGGAGGACAUGCAGGACAACUUCAACACCAAUGUGAUAGGACCUAUGUUAGUCAUUAGGGAGUAUUUGCCAUUCCUGCGUGCAGCAGUUAAAGCCAGUGCUAAAGCAGGGUUGUCAUGUGAUAAAGCAGCUAUAGUCAACUUCUCCGAUUCAGAUACAUCCUCCAUGAGCAUCGUGCCAACAAUAGAGUCACCAUUUCCCCUCUUCCCUUACAGCAUCAGCAAGGCAGCUCUCAACAUGUUAACAGUGUGUUCGGCUAUGGAGUUGAAAGAAGAUGAGAUCCUCUGCGUUUCCAUUCAUCCUGGAUGGGUGAAGACCGACAUGGGGGGAGAUAAGGCACCUCUUGAACCGAGAGAAAGUGUGGAGGGGAUUCUGCGUGUCAUUAGCGGUCUCACUGACAAACAGAAUGGUUUAUUCAUUGACUACACUGGAAAAAUAAUGCCCUGGUAAAGCUGACAAAGACACAUCUGGAAGGUCACUAAAGGGCUGCUUCAGUUGCCUUAUUUCACAGAGAGGAUCUCAUUUACUCUUUUUUUUAAUUCUCAUUAUUCUGGUUUGACAUUUUGUAACAUUGAUCACACUUUGCAUAAAUGUAAGUGCAAACACAA
Misgurnus anguillicaudatus (oriental weatherfish) is the source of this 1050-nucleotide messenger RNA. Its product is annotated as C-signal. NCBI's taxonomy places the organism in Eukaryota, Metazoa, Chordata, Actinopteri, Cypriniformes, Cobitidae. Gene Ontology annotation, molecular function: oxidoreductase activity. The record is from RefSeq and is a predicted model, not a curated record. Gene Ontology annotation, cellular component: cytoplasm.